AUGACAACAUAUAAAGAAGCAACAAUUAAUCCAAAGUUUCAAUGGGUAGCAUUCGACCUAAGAAAUCUACGUCAAUGUAAUGGAACGUACGACGAGUAUGAUGAUGUACCACCAUUGCCAAACCCUAAAGUAGUCGACCUCGAAGAUGUGCAUUCACCGACUGCUUGCUAUCUGUUGAAUGAAAGUUAUCAAACAAGAGAUGAGGGAGAGAACCCUGAUGGAACUCUGUUUGAUCUUGGACCUGCAACAGCAGUGGUAGGUGAUCAAACCAUUCAAUUGAAUCCCUUUUACAACGAUCAACAAACCUGUGUGACAUGGUACACUGGUUCCGAUGGAAAGGUGUAUCAUGCUUUUAGAGCAUGGGAGUUUACCUAUUGCGCUGCAAGUUUGGCAGAGUUUACAACUAGAAUCAAAUUAGAAGCUGAACUAUGGUUCGCUCUCAACAAAUAUUCAAGAGAGGAAUUGGAAAAUGGUAGAGAAGACUUUUCAGCUCAAGAAUGGGCAUACAUUGAAUAUUAUCUUUCAAAAGAUCCAACUGAUAAUCCAAAUAUUAAAUAUCAUAAUGCUAUCUAA
Molecule: messenger RNA, 573 nt
Organism: Cavenderia fasciculata
Lineage: Eukaryota; Evosea; Eumycetozoa; Acytosteliales; Cavenderiaceae
Exons: 1
Coding region: 1-573 (190 amino acids)
Source: RefSeq, a predicted model, not a curated record